This is a messenger RNA of Fusarium sp. VM40, 1629 nucleotides long. Lineage: Eukaryota; Fungi; Ascomycota; Sordariomycetes; Hypocreales; Nectriaceae. The record is from the annotation of a GenBank genome assembly.
AUGGCUUCUGUCGAAUCCGUCCUCCAAGGCGUGUCCGUCUCGGGCAAAGUCGACGACAUCCACCGCAAGAUCCUCACCCCCGAGGCCCUCGCCUUUCUCGCCCUCCUGCACCGCUCCUUCAACGAGCGCCGUAAGGUCCUCCUUGAGCGUCGCAAGGCUCGCCAGGCUGAGCUUGACCGCGGUGUUCUUCCUGACUUCCUCCCUGAGACCAAGCACAUCCGAGAGAACCCCACAUGGAAAGGUGCCGCUCCGGCUCCGGGUCUGGUGGACCGCCGUGUUGAGAUCACCGGCCCCACUGACCGGAAGAUGGUUGUGAACGCGCUCAACUCUGAUGUCUAUACUUACAUGGCUGAUUUCGAGGACUCCAGCGCCCCUACUUGGGAUAACAUGAUCAACGGUCAAGUCAACCUCUACGACGCCAACCGUCGUCAAGUUGACUUCAAGCAAGGCCCCAAAGAGUACAAGCUUCGCACUGACCGCAAGCUUCCUACCCUUAUUGUCCGUCCCCGUGGCUGGCACCUGGAGGAGAAGCACGUCACUAUUGACGGCGAGGCCAUCUCCGGCUCCCUCUUCGAUUUCGGUCUUUACUUCUUCCACAACGCUUUUGAGACGCAGCGUCAGGGCUUCGGUCCUUACUUCUACCUCCCCAAGAUGGAGAGCCACCUUGAGGCUCGCCUCUGGAACGAUGCCUUCAACCUUGCCCAGGACUACAUCGGAAUGCCCAGGGGCACCAUCCGAGGCACGGUCCUGAUUGAGACCAUCCUUGCUGCCUUUGAGAUGGACGAGAUCAUCUACGAGCUCCGUGACCACAGCUCUGGUCUCAACUGUGGUCGAUGGGACUACAUCUUCAGCGUCAUCAAGAAGUUCCGCAACAACCCCAACUUUGUCCUCCCCGACCGUUCCGCCGUCACAAUGACCGUCCCCUUCAUGGAGUCAUACGUGAAGCUCCUCAUCCAGACCUGCCAUAAGCGCGGUGUCCAUGCCAUGGGCGGUAUGGCAGCUCAGAUCCCCAUCAAGAACGACCCCGAAGCCAACGACAAGGCCAUGGAUGGUGUCCGCGCCGACAAGCUCCGUGAAGCCCGUGCUGGACACGACGGAACCUGGGUUGCCCAUCCAGCUCUCGCCAGCAUCGCCCUCGAGGUCUUCAACAAGCACAUGCCCACGCCCAACCAGCUUUUCGUGCGAAGAGAAGACGUCACCAUUGGCCAGAACGACCUGCUCAACAUGAACGUCCCCGGUACCAUCACCGAGGAGGGCAUCAAGAAGAACCUGAACAUCGGCCUCGGCUAUAUGGAGGCCUGGAUCCGAGGAGUCGGCUGCGUUCCCAUCAACUACCUCAUGGAGGAUGCUGCUACAGCUGAGGUUUCCCGAAGUCAGCUCUGGCAAUGGGUGAAGCACGGUGUCAGCACAGCCGAGGGCAAGCGAGUUGACAAGGCUUACUCCCUGAAGCUUCUCAAGGAGACAGCCGACCAACUGUCUGCCUCUGGCCCCAAGGGCAAUAAGUUCCACCUCGCUGCCCAAUACUUCUCCAGCCAAGUCACCGGCGAGGACUACGCCGACUUCCUCACAACACUGCUGUACAACGAAAUUACCCAAGCUGGUCAGCCCAGCCCUGCCUCAAAGCUAUGA